Saccostrea echinata is the source of this 1865-nucleotide messenger RNA. RefSeq lists its product as uncharacterized. Lineage: Eukaryota; Metazoa; Mollusca; Bivalvia; Ostreida; Ostreidae. The coding region runs from base 593 to 1813 and encodes 406 amino acids. The record is from RefSeq and is a predicted model, not a curated record. The transcript has 2 exons.
GGUUGCAAAGAAUAUGUUUAACUGUCGGAACCAAUGAAGCCUUAAACCCGCAUCAUAACAACCUAGUAGACUUAACUUCAGCUUGGUUACUCUAAGGAAAUAUAAGUCAAUAUUUUAGAAGCCUUACACGUAGGUAUUAAAUGAAUAUAUCUUUCCAUCGGGGGAUUUGCUUAUGGCGGGUCGAUACCCCACGCCAGAUCGGAGCGCGGCGCACUCUAUUUGAAUAUUCUAGUUACCGGAGAUCUUCGGAUGGUGGUAGUAGGAGCAUGUCAUUAUCUAAAGGUAUUUAUCUCUCAAAUCUGUUGUGUAUACAAUCACCGGCUCUUUAAAUGUAUUUUUUAAAGACACAGUCCAGGGUCUUGACAAUGCACAAAUAGUCUAGGAUAAUUAAGAGUUUGUGUCGAUAUUUUCUCUUUAUAUGUACAGAAGAGUUUUAAAUGUUCUCUUCUAUGUAGCGUUUACUUGGAGAUUUUUCUAACUCACAAGAAGAUUAGAUUGUCGUCUUAUUUAAAGAUCCAGUCAUCAUCAAAACAUUAAAUUCACAACAGACGUAAGAAGGAAAAUGGAAUUGGAAAUCACUUAAAUUUUAGUUAUGUCUUCUUCGUCAAGUUCAAGUAGUUCUGGAAUUUUUCAAACAGAAAAUCGUGCAGCAACGCAGAUUUCCCGGCUGAAGCAGGAGUACGAUCGGCGACUUUUACAUUAUGAAAAAGAGUUCGAUGUUUCUUUGUCUAGGAUGAUAAAUCGCGAAAGGGGACUGAAAGAGUCUAUGUUAGCUUAUACAGAACGCAUGCGUAAGAUGACCAACACAAAAAAUAGUGUCGAAGGGAUGUUAUCCAAUGAUUCACCGUUAUACGUAAGAGCAAAACAUAUUCCAAAGAUACCUUUAACCAAAAAUAAAACCAGGAGACCAGCAUCAUUUGAUGAACUUAUAGGCAAGAAUGCAAAGUCAAAGUCAAAUAAACCCCGGAGAGACAAACCAAAAUCGGCUUCAAGGCUAUCCCUCCCCUCGUUACCGGAACGAUAUAAUAAAAAUUCCCAUCAAGUGAAAAUCAGUUUCGUAAGUGCUUCAGAUUUGUACGAUAUAGUGGAUUUUAGUAUAAGAAACAAGGGAAAUAAGGAGGACACAUUGAGAUACAUAGAAAUGGAUAAUAUUCAUAAUCACACGCCCUCCCCUACAGGUCGCCCGCUGCCUGGUGCAGGGAAUAGAAAGGCUUCUAGGAACAUUAGUAAAAGUGCCAACAAUGAAUCGCCCACUCCUAAAAAUCCUAAAGACUUUAGUACUUUGCCAACACUACCACCGAUAGAGAGUUCAGAAAAAGAACAAGACUCUGAAAAUUCAGACACCGAUAGCGAUAGCUUAGACUUAAAUAAAGCAAAUGUGGAGGCUUUCAAAAGAAGGCCGAAUCGUGCCAAACGUAUGCAGAUAAAUAAACCAGAUCUAGCAGAUAUUCCUGAAAAUGACGUGGCGUCUCAAAAGAGAUCGGCAAAGAGUGAACGAACACUGCCUUCCCCACCUCCCAAACAGUCACCAAGAAAUGUCCUUAAUCUGCAAUCCCAGCUCGUGGCCAUUCCAGAACACCAAACUCCGAGUGAUGAGCUGUUGAUUUUUGACAAGAAAAAGGUGGGGAAGUUACCCCGUCGAGAAAAUGGACAGAAUGUUACGCCUAUGGUGCGACUGGAGCCAUUUAAAAAUGUCUUAAAAGAGCCAGAAGAUAAUACGGACCAGCAUUUAAAAAUGAAAUUGAAAGCCCAAAAACGAUUUAAAAAGUUGAUUUUUCUCCGAGAUGUUCCGGAUAGACACCAUCGAUUGUAAUGCUUGUUGAACAGUUUAAACUUCCCAUUACCUCAUACUGUUAAAUCAUUAA